AUGGCGCACGCUGGGAGAACAGGGUAUGACAACCGGGAGAUCGUGAUGAAGUACAUCCACUAUAAGCUGUCGCAAAGGGGAUACGAGUGGGAGGCCGGCGACUUGAGCGCCGCGUCCCCCGGGGUCACCCCGGAGCCAGGACUCCUCUCCUCUCCUCCCGCUGCGCUCCGGGGUCCGGCCGCCAGGACCUCGCCGCCCCUGGCCGCCCCUGCCGCGCAGCCGGCGCUCAUCCCGGUGCCACCUGUGGUCCACCUGACCUUGCGCCAGGCCGGAGACGACUUCUCCCGGCGCUAUCGCCGCGACUUCGCGGAGAUGUCGAGCCAGCUACACCUGACCCCCUUCACCGCAAGGGGGCGCUUUGCCACGGUGGUGGAGGAGCUCUUCAGAGACGGGGUGAACUGGGGGCGCAUUGUGGCCUUCUUUGAGUUCGGUGGGGUCAUGUGUGUGGAGAGCGUCAACCGGGAGAUGUCGCCCCUUGUGGACAACAUCGCCCACUGGAUGACGGAGUACCUGAACCGGCACCUGCACACCUGGAUCCAGGAUAACGGAGGCUGGGAUGCAUUUGUGGAACUGUACGGACCCAGCAUGCGGCCGUUUUUUGAUUUCUCCUGGCUGUCUCUGAAGACUCUGCUCAGUCUGGCCCUGGUGGGAGCUUGCAUCACCCUGGGUGCCUACCUGGGGCACAAGUGA
This is a messenger RNA of Chrysochloris asiatica (Cape golden mole), 690 nucleotides long. RefSeq names its product B-cell CLL/lymphoma 2 (gene BCL2). Gene Ontology annotation, molecular function: protein homodimerization activity; protein heterodimerization activity. Gene Ontology annotation, biological process: intrinsic apoptotic signaling pathway in response to DNA damage; negative regulation of intrinsic apoptotic signaling pathway; extrinsic apoptotic signaling pathway in absence of ligand. Gene Ontology annotation, cellular component: mitochondrial outer membrane. NCBI's taxonomy places the organism in Eukaryota, Metazoa, Chordata, Mammalia, Afrosoricida, Chrysochloridae. The coding region runs from base 1 to 690 and encodes 229 amino acids. The record is from RefSeq and is a predicted model, not a curated record. The transcript is spliced from 2 exons.